AUGUAUGCAGCUGCCCGCGGUACGCCCCGCGUCUGUUGCUUUUGGCUCAAGCCAUUUGGAUCGCGCUGGCCCGAGCGCUGGUCUUGCCGUUGCGCGACGUUGCCGCCCGAGCCUCGCUGCGAGCUGAGCAGGCUUUGGCAGCCUCUCCCCAUGGUGCCCACGCAGUUGCAGGCCCUCGUCGUUGCACUCUUAGCUGACGUCCUGGCGCAGGUGUGCGGCAGCCAGCCUUGGGCCUCCUCGAACGACAGCGUCGACCUGUGCGCACACGGUCAGGAGCUGUGCGGCAUCCGGAGCCACAGCGGCCUCGUCCCUGUCCCGCGCGGUGGCUCUCUGUUCUACUGGUAUUUCGUCCCGCCGAGCAGGAACAGCUCCGCGCCGCUGGUGCUCUUCCUGCAGGGUGGCCCUGGGGCCCCGUCCAUGUUCAGCGUGCUCUGGGAGAUGGGGCCGGUGACGCUGGACGGGCGCGCUUCGCUCCUGCGGCGCCCCUCCGCGGAAACCUGGGCCUCGGAGUUCCCGCUGCUCUUCGUGGACUCCCCCGUCGGCACUGGCUGGUCCUCGGCGAGCGGGCCCGCGGGCCUCGCCACCAGCCAGGCCGAGGUCGCGGGCGACCUGGUCGCCUUCCUGGACGCGUUCGCCGCGCUCCACCCUGAGGCGCCGACG
Molecule: messenger RNA, 660 nt
Organism: Prorocentrum cordatum
Lineage: Eukaryota; Dinophyceae; Prorocentrales; Prorocentraceae
Source: the annotation of a GenBank genome assembly